Molecule: messenger RNA, 2504 nt
Organism: Cyprinus carpio (common carp)
Lineage: Eukaryota; Metazoa; Chordata; Actinopteri; Cypriniformes; Cyprinidae
Product: cytolytic toxin-alpha-like
Exons: 4
Coding region: 6-2255 (749 amino acids)
Molecular function (GO): protein binding
Source: RefSeq, a predicted model, not a curated record
CAGCCAUGGCAUCAAAGCCCAUUGAAGUGGCAGCCUUAGGAAGACCUCUGUUUCCUGGGAUGCUUUAUGACUGCCGCAGUGAUUCCUUUAUUCCAGGUGUUACUCUGUGGGAUAAGAAAUCACUAAGCGAAGAUUUGGAUACCCGUCCACAGCUCCAGACAGAUUUGAAGUUCAGUAGCUCUGACUCUCUCUCUAGUAAGUCCAGUCUUCUGGAUAUAAGUGCUUCUCUGAAGGCCAGCUUCUUGGGGGGGCUGGUGGAGGUGGGAGGAUCUGCCAAGUAUUUGCAUGACACCAAAUCCUCAAACCAACAGUCCAGAGUGACAAUGUAUUACAGUGAGACAUCCAGAUUCGAGCAGCUCACUAUGACACAGCUGGGCAAGAUCACCUACCCUCGAGUGUUUGACCAGCAAACUGCAACUCAUGUGGUUACAGCUGUACUUUAUGGUGCUCAGGCCUUCAUGGUGUUUGAUCGGACAUUUUCAGAAGAGGAAAACAAGCAGAAGAUUGAAGGAGAACUAAAUGUCAUGGUCAAGAAGAUCCCUUUAUUUUCAGUUGAAGGAAAGGGAGCUGUACAAAUGACAGAUGCUGAAAAGGAAAUGGUUGAGAAGAUCACCUGCACAUUUCAUGGUAAUAUCUGUCUUGAGCAAAACCCCACCACAUACAUGGAUGCCCUGGAUUUGUACAAGCAGCUCCCCACUCUGUUGAAGGAGAGUCCAAAGAAAGCAGUUCCUAUAAAAGUCUGGCUUUAUCCUCUUCACCUACUGGAUAAUAAAGCAGCUCAGCUAGAGAGAGAAAUCAGCACAAGCCUUGUUUCCAGCACUCAAGAUAUAAUGGAUGGGCUGGAGGAGGCAGAGAGGACAUAUAAUGACCUGUCCAGAAAUACACUGGUAAAUGUUUUUAGUGACAUCAAAGAGAAACUGCACUCAUUUCAGGAAUCAUUUAACAUUUACAGGACGGUGCUCCGGAAAGAAGUGGCCAGGGUUUUGCCUGCCAUUCGAGGAGGAGGAAUGGAGGAGAAAUCACUAGAAGAAAUCUUAAAGAUCUACAGGAACUCACCUUUUAAUGAUGGGAUGCUUAACCAGUGGUUAAAUGAUGCAAAGUCUGAAUUUAGCAUAUUAAGUUCUUACAUCAAGAAGCUGGAGGGAAUCAAAACUGAAGAUUCACAUGGUCUCAUCACCAUCCUCCAUGAUCCUGAUAUUUAUUUUGUGGUGUGCUUCACCUUCACAUCUCUGAAGAAUGAAGACCUGUAUCUUGAAAAACUACAGGGGUUUCUCAAACCUGACACAUUUGAAAAGCUAGAUGUGGAAGAAAACAUGGUUUCCAUGGCAUCUGUCGAAAAGUGGUUCAGUGAUCCUGAUGUCACAAAAAAGAUGAGAGAGAACUUAUCUCUUUUCAGAUGUUUUUCAGAGGCCAAUAAAGAUGACAAACGUAUGUGUUUCAUUAUUUCUGCCAUCUCUGAUCCCUCCAAUAAAGGCUCCUCCAUCUACCUGUAUGAACAAGGGAAUCUGACAAACACACAUUUCCAGCCCGUGUCCAAACCGCCCCCUCCGGUAGUGAAGGAUGUCCAGGACCAAACUGUAUCCCUAAAACUGCAGAAAUCUCCAACAGGGGAAACAGUGCAGUACAGAGUGGAGUACAAGCAGUUAAAAGCAGAUUGUGGACCUGAAGAACAGUGGCUUGUCAUAAACACAGCUGAUGAAUACUUUACUCUGACUGGAUUGGAGUCUGGAAAACCGUACUUGAUCCGCUACAGGAUAGUGAGUAAAGUGGGAGUGAGUGAAGCCAGUGACACUGUCAGCCCCAUACCAACUUCAGCACAACGUGUGAUUGUGGGUGGGACAGAAGGUAGUGAAGUCACCUAUAUGACCCCUUCCAUCACCACCAUUAAGAAGAUCAGCAUUUAUAGUGUUUUUAUUCCUGGGAUUAUCGUCGGACCUGUGAAAGCAAUCCAAGUGUUUUUUAAAACUGGUCACAUGAUCAAAGUUGGGGACACUGCAGGAUUUUUAGAAGAAUUGCUUUUUGAUGACAAUGAUAAAAUCAUUGCUGCAACACUGUGGCCAACUGAAGAUAAGAAAAGACUUGGUGGGUUGGAAUUUGAGGUUGCCAAAAGUGAUGGUACAACAACAAAAUUGUCUACUCAGCCUAAAGAACGCCGUGGUGAGCCCGUGAAGAUUGAUGUGAAGUCUGGAAAAUGUAACGGUAUUACAGCGAGAAGUGGAGGUUGCAUUAAUGCUCUGGGCUUCUACUUCAUUUAGAUGCCUCAAACUGUACAUACAUAUCUGUUGCUGGAAGUAUCCAAAUAAUAAACUGUUUUGCAGAGUUCAUAUACUAAACACAUACUUAAGUUAAUGCAUGCAUCAGAUUUUAUGAAUAAAAGUCAAAUAUCAGAUUUGAUAACACUUUAAAAUACUGUUCCAUUGUCCAUGAAUAAAUACAUAGGAACCAAUGACUAAUGCACUAUUAACACUGUAGUAACUACUAUUACCUAACAAGAAACUCUGAUU